Molecule: messenger RNA, 2847 nt
Organism: Platichthys flesus (European flounder)
Lineage: Eukaryota; Metazoa; Chordata; Actinopteri; Pleuronectiformes; Pleuronectidae
Gene: ap1m3
Product: adaptor related protein complex 1 subunit mu 3
Exons: 12
Coding region: 185-1456 (423 amino acids)
Biological process (GO): intracellular protein transport; vesicle-mediated transport
Cellular component (GO): clathrin adaptor complex; clathrin-coated vesicle
Molecular function (GO): clathrin-cargo adaptor activity
Source: RefSeq, a predicted model, not a curated record
CGAGGCAGAGCCGCUUUGGAGGCAAGAGAGAAGGAGGAGGAAGAGAGGAGGAAGAAGGAGGAGGAGAAGGAGGAGGAUGGCUGCGGAUAUCCCUUCUUACAAAUGACCCACAUCUCUGUGUGCGGACACGUUUCACACCCAGGACACUUCUUCUGACGGAGCGUCUCUCUCCACGCGCACCAACAUGUCUGCGUCCGCGAUCUUCAUCCUGGACCUGAAGGGGAAGGUGCUGAUCGGCCGCAACUACAAGGGGAACAUGGACAUGAACGAGAUCGACCACUUCAUGCCCAUCCUGAUGAAGAGGGAGGAAGAGGCUGAGAUGACGCCGCUCGUCUGCCACGGCUCCACACACUUCCUGUGGCUCAAACACAACAACCUUUACCUGGUGGCGAUGACCAAGAAGAACGCCAACGCUGCUCUUGUUUACGCCUUUCUUUAUAAAAUAAUCCAGGUAUUUAAGGAGUACUUUAAGGAGCUGGAGGAGGAGAGCGUUCGGGACAACUUCGUGACGGUGUACGAGCUGAUGGACGAAGUGAUGGACUUCGGCUUCCCUCAGACGACCGACAGCAAGAUCCUGCAAGAGUACAUCACCCAGCAGGGUCACAAGUUAGAGGUCGGCGCUCCUCGACCUCCGGCCACCGUCACCAACGCCGUGUCCUGGCGCUCCGAGGGCAUCAAGUACAGGAAGAACGAAGUUUUCAUGGACGUCAUUGAGUCUGUGAAUCUACUGGUGAAUGCCAACGGCAGCGUCCUGCGCAGUGAAAUACUGGGCACCAUAAAGCUGAGAGUGGUCCUGUCGGGGAUGCCUGAACUGAGACUGGGCCUCAAUGACAAAGUGCUGUUUGAAAUCACAGGCAGAGAGAAGAGCAAGACAGUGGAGCUGGAGGACGUGAAGUUUCACCAGUGUGUCCGUUUGUCACGUUUCGAGAACGACCGCACAAUCUCCUUCAUCCCACCUGACGGCGAGAGCGAGCUCAUGUCGUACCGCCUUAACACAACAGUGAAGCCUCUUAUAUGGAUCGAGAGCGUGAUUGAGAAGUACUCUCACAGCCGUGUGGAGAUCAAGGUGAAGGCUCGGAGUCAGUUUAAGAGUCGCUCCACUGCCAACAACGUGGCCAUCAUGGUGCCGGUGCCCAGCGACGCGGACUCGCCCAAGUUCAAGACCAGCACGGGCAACGCCAAGUGGGUCCCGGAGAAGAGCGCGGUGCAGUGGAACAUCAAGUCUUUCUCGGGUGGUAAGGAGUACUUGAUGCGGGCCAGCUUUGGGCUCCCCAGUGUGGAGAGCGAGGAGCUGGAGGGGAAGAGACCGAUCACAGUUAACUUUGAGAUCCCUUAUUUCACCGUGUCUGGAAUUCAGGUUCGAUACCUGAAGAUCAUAGAGAAGAGCGGUUACCAGGCUUUACCAUGGGUGCGCUACAUUACACAAAGUGGAGAUUACCAGCUCCGGACAAACUAAAGGGCACAGAUGCUGCUAGACGAAUGGAUCUACUCCUCUCCUCUCCUCCCCUCUUCCUCUUCCUCUUCCUCUCCUCACGUCCUCUCCUCUUCCUCUUCCUCUACCUCUCCUCUCCUCUGUUUCUCCACCACCCCGUCUCUACUGAACAGCAGGGGACCAGUGCAGGAAGACAUUUCACCGACUCUGAGCGGACACAAGGCACCAUCCCUUCUGGCUCAGAUGGGAAAAGGCUGCUGCGUCACCUCUGACCUGUGAUUCAGUUUUUGAAAGGUUCCUCAGGACUUAAAUAUUUAAAACAAUUUGAAUAAUGAACUGAUAACCUGGUUUCACUGUCUGGACUUGGCGAGCUCUCAUUUCCCACGAGGUCAAUUUACCGAAGAAUUUGGAGAAAGAAUGUUAUUUUUAAAUGUAAAAAUAUUCACUCAAAUAUAGAAUUGAAUUAAACUUUAUUUAACGUCUCUGCUUUCCCACUGGAACUGAAUAUAUAGCGCCUGGAUUCAGUAACUAAAAACAUGUUCAAUGCAGCAUUUUCCCCACUUCUCCAUCCUUCAGUAUCCUUAAUUAUAAGGGUUUUAUUUCUUAUAUCUUUUGUCCUUCAUAUCCACUCUCACAUAAACUCGGUCAUUAAUCUUCAUCCCUCACAUUUUGAUGGAACCACUCUAUUAUACGUUCAUUGCCUUAAAGAAUCGUCGAUGUAUCUUCACCUUAAGCACUGUGAACAUAUUCCCCGGUGCCCUGAAACUAAUACCAGCGAACAGAUCAAUGAUUAAUAUGGCACAAUAUUGUCAGAGGCGUUGGCAGUGUAACAUAAUAUUGCAGACACACUCCUGCAGGGUCUUUAACCUUGUCCUUGUGAUCGAAACCCGCUCUCUGCUUUGAGGCAGACACAUUUUAAUUCAUCCGGUUAACUGUCGUCUAUAGUGGACCGGGUGGUCUCCUAAGGAAAUUGCAUAGAGGAGCAGGAAAGUGGGGAUCAGGAGGCCGGAGAGCACAAAGGUAAAAUAACCCGAGGGGAUUUGUGUCUCUGCAGAAUCUCAGAAUAUUGACAAUAUGUUGAGGUUAACAGUUUUUUCUUUAUUUUAUAUUUUGUGUGUCGACCUUUGCAGACCAAUACUCUUCUUCAGAGCCCCCCCCCCUCCCCCCCUUUCUGUUGUGCAUGCACCGCCUCGGUUCAGCUGCACUGCCAAAAGCUCCUGAGAGAGUCCUGAGUCACUGCUUUCGAGAACAAAACCCUUCGAUUAGAAUCGGCCCGUUGUCUCGUGUAAGAGGAUAUUUCAGACGCCAAUGAGGAUUUGUAUUAAAUGUGUGAGUUUUCAUUAAUUUAUCGACUACUGUUUGUCCAUAGGAAAAAAAGGGAUAUAUUUGGAAAUAAACUAUUCUUUUGUAUCUUA